UUUCAGCAGAGAGGAGUGGCAGCAUCUAGACCCUGCUCAAAGAAGUCUCUACCGGGAUGUGAUGCAGGAGACCUACAGCCGCCUGCGCUCAGUGGAAGAACUGCAGCAGAUUGGUGACCGGAAAAAGCCCUAUCAGCAAAUAGAACGUAAAUCAGCAAGCGAUAUGGUUUUCAUCAAGAAGACGCUGGAUGCAGCAAGUCGUUACGGAUACUCGGGCAUUAGAAAGAUAGUCCAUGUGAACUCAUACGUUGUCCUCUCCCCCAGGAGGCCCCAUCCCUGUGACCCACUUGCGAACGAGCCGAAGCAUAAUUUAGAUUUACAGAUUCAUAAUGAAAAUAAUGGGCUGAAGAGCAUUGAGAAGAUUACCGAAUAUGGUAAAAUUUCAUCCUAUACCAACAGCAAACAUAUCCUAACAGGGGAGAAAUUACAGGACCAUAAUCAAUGUGGGAAAGUCCUCAGUUACGAACAAGUACCUUGUCAGUAUCAGAAAAUUCACAUUGGGGAUAAAUCGUAUGAAUAUGCUGAAUUUGGAAAGGUUUUUACCCAGAAGUCACAGCUCAGAGUACAUGUGAAAUCUCCUACAGGAGAAAAACUCUACGUGUGCGUUGAAUGUGGGAAGGCAUGUUCUCAGAAGUCAGAGUUCCUCGCACAUCAAAAAACCCACACUAGAGAGAAGCCCUAUAAGUGCAGUGACUGUGGAAAGUCCUUUUUCCAAGUGUCUUCUCUCUUCAGGCAUCAUAGGAUCCACACUGGGGAAAAGCUCUAUAAAUGUAGCAACUGUGGGAAAGGCUUCUCUUACAACUCAGACCUCAGGACACAUCAGAAGAUCCACACAGGAGAGAAAUGUCACGGCUGUGUCGACUGUGGCAAAGCCUUCACACAAAAGUCCACACUCAAGAUGCACCAGAAAAUCCACACAGGAGAAAGGGCCUAUGUCUGUAUUGAAUGUGGACAGGCUUUUAUCCAGAAGACACACUUGGUCGCACACCGAAGAAUUCACACUGGAGAAAAGCCAUUCGAGUGUGACAGCUGUGGCAAAUCCUUCACUUCCAAGUCCCAACUGCAGGUCCAUCAACGAAGUCACUGGAGAGUGAGGCCCUGUGUAUCUCCCGACCACGGGGAAGCCUUCAGCAGCAGUUCCAGCCUCCUUACACGUAAGAAAGUCCAAAUGAGAGAGAAAUCGUCCAUCUGCAGUGAGUGCGGGAAGGCCUUUACGUACAGGUCAGAGCUAAUUAUUCAUCAGAGAACUCACACCGGAGAGAAGCCUUAUCAGUGCGGGGACUGUGGCAAAGCCUUCACCCAGAAGUCAGCCCUCACGGUCCACCGAAGAAUCCACACAGGAGAGAAGUCGUAUGUGUGUGUGAAGUGUGGGCUGGCUUUUGUCCAGAAGGCACACUUGGUUGCACACCAGGUAAUUCACACUGGAGAGAAACCUUACAAAUGUGGUCACUGUGGGAAACUCUUUACUUCCAAGUCGCAACUCCACGUACACAAGCGGGUCCAUACAGGGGAAAAGCCGUACGUGUGCGGGAAGUGUGGGAAGGCCUUUGCCAACAGGUCAAAUCUCAUCACACACCAGAAAACUCAUACAGGGGAGAAAUCCUAUGUCUGUUCAAGGUGUGGAAAAGCCUUCACUCAGAGGUCAGACCUGGUUACACACCAGAGAAUACAUACUGGAGAGAAGCCAUAUGCAUGUAGUACCUGUGGGAAAGCCUUCACGCAGAAAUCACACCUCAACAUACACCAGAAGAUUCACACCGGAGAGAGACAGUACAAAUGCCAUGACUGUGGGAAAGCCUUCAACCAGAAAUCGAUACUCAUUGUGCACCAAAAAAUCCACACGGGGGAGAAACCCUACGUGUGUGGCGAGUGCGGGAGAGCUUUCAUCCGGAAGUCCAACUUCAUCAUCCAUCAACGAAUCCAUACCGGCGAGAAACCUUACGGAUGCAGUGACUGUGGGAAGUCCUUUACCUCCAAGUCGCAGCUCCUGGUGCACCGGCCAAUCCACACGGGCGAGAAACCUUACGUGUGUGCCGAGUGUGGGAAAGCCUUUAGUGGCAGGUCAAAUCUCAGUAAGCACCAGAAAACUCACACCGGGGAGAAGCCAUACGUGUGUUCUGAGUGCGGGAAGUCCUUCAGGCAGAAGUCAGAGUUGAUUACGCACCACAGAAUCCACACUGGGGAAAAGCCCUACGAUUGCAGUGACUGCGGGAAAUCCUUCACUAAGAAAUCCCAGCUCCAAGUGCAUCAGCGAAUUCAUACCGGAGAGAAGCCGUACAGGUGUGCUGAGUGCGGGAAGGCCUUCACCGAUAGGUCCAAUUUGAAUAAACACCAAACAACACACACUGGAGAGAAACCGUAUAAGUGUGUCAUCUGUGGGAAAGGCUUUGUCCAGAAGUCAGUGCUCAGCAUGCAUCAGAGUGUUCACACCUAAGCAGUAUGGGUGAGAACUCACCGAGCUCAGCAUGCAUCAGAGUGUUCACACCUAAGCAGAAUGAGUGAGAACUCACCGAGGACAUGCCUUACUGUAAUUACUGUCUCUAUGGAACAGAAUAGUCCGUGUAAGUAUUGUAAGUAAAAAGUGCCACAUGACAGUGCCACACAUCACUGCUCAGAAAAGGAUCUCAGAGAAGGCACUGAAUGGAUGACGGGGAAGGACAUUUCUACUUGCCGAGAAGAAAUUGCAUCUUUCUGACACACUAGAAGAAGCUUUCUCAUGGAAAAAAAACCACAGUGGAACACUUAUCAAAUUCUUCUCAAGAAAGAUUGUGUCAACUCAUGUUGAUGCAAAAACCCUGUUGGUGGAAUAUGUGUCCUGCCAACUAAUUAAAUGGUAAUACAAUGUACAUGACAAAGAUCGCCUUCUCUUCUGUCAGCCAUUUGCUGCAAGCAUUGAGAGACCUGUGGGUGUGUUUGCAUUCUUGGUUGGAUCUAACAUAUGUAGCAUAUCCGGUCCUUCUGUUGAGAAAGAUACACUACAGGCCUAGGUAUGGCAUUUCAUGCCAGCAAUUCCAGCCUUCAGGAAGAGCUGAGGCAGGAGGGUCACCAUGAGUUCAAAGCUAGUCUGAGCUACAGGGUAAGACACUGUCUCAGAAACAGUGUCACAAAUAUCGUGACACAAACUCGAGAGUGUACACAGACUUCCCAUUGUCAUUUACACCAGGAUCUGUAACGGACUUUAUAAGCUGCCAGUACUUUCUUUGUCAAAAAACAACCAACACGUUGUCUCCUACCUCAAGUAACAUGUCUUUGGAAUUUCCCUUACCCUCAGAAAGGCUUGAAGUAAAAAUGCUGAGAUCACCUGGGUCAAAUUAA
Grammomys surdaster is the source of this 3315-nucleotide messenger RNA. RefSeq names its product zinc finger protein 585A (gene Znf585a). The record is from RefSeq and is a predicted model, not a curated record. Gene Ontology annotation, biological process: regulation of immune system process; regulation of cytokine production; negative regulation of transcription by RNA polymerase II. NCBI's taxonomy places the organism in Eukaryota, Metazoa, Chordata, Mammalia, Rodentia, Muridae. The coding region runs from base 62 to 2434 and encodes 790 amino acids. The transcript has 2 exons.